AUGGAUUCGUUACCACACAACAUCAUCAUCGUUGGGGCGGGUAUCGCGGGUAUCGCUUGUGCUCUUGCCCUCUCCCGGGAGCUGGCUCCAUUCGUCCCCAACCUCACUAUCACGAUUUACGAGAGACAUGAAAUCCUGUCUACAUCCGGCGGUGCGAUCAAUCUGACGCCCGUGGCCCAGCGUCAUCUGGCACAGCUGGGGGUUUUAGAGGAACUUGAUCGCAUGGGUGCCGAGGGUGGAGCGGAAGUAGAUGCCAUCGAGUUCUAUUCUAUGCGUUCCGGUCGCUCCGUUGGAUCGAUUGAUUUUGUCGAUCAAGAAGGGAAUGGAUUUGGAGGGUACAAAGGCCGCAGGGUCAUGCGAAUCAUGCUCUCCAUUGCGAUGAUAACGGUGGUAGAGAGAACGCGCAAUAUUGAUAUCGUCUUUGGGAAAAAAGUAGUUGGUGGAGAAGAGCAAGAAGGAAAAGCCGUGGUACGCUUUCAAGAUGGAUCCAAGGCAAUUGGAGAUCUUGUCAUCGGAUGUGAUGGCGUUCACUCCGCAGUUCGAACCCGUUGGGUCGAUCCUAACUGCCCUUCCCAAUAUACAGGCAUAUCGUUCUUACAAACCACUAUCCCGUCACAAACCAUUUCUUCGCCCAUUCAUUUCCGCUCAUCAGCGAUGAAUUAUUCACGGCAUGGAUCCAUUCUGACGACCUACUGUGAUCGGAAUCGGGAGCAAAUAUUCGCAGCUGCUAUUGUACAGUUCAGUCAGGAAGACUUGAGCUACCACAAGCUCGAGCCGGGUCAAGACUGGGCAACUCAAAACCGGAUUCGAAGUGCUUUGCGACGACAGAUGCAGGACCGCUUUUCAAAAUCUUCAAUCCGUUGUAUCCGAGAGAUGGUGGCCAGCAAAGCGGACUGGAUGCUCUAUCCAGUUUAUCAAGUUCGGCCCGGAGGACGAUGGUGCUUGAAUCGCGUGAUCCUGCUCGGCGAUGCAGCCCACGCGAUGCCUCCACGGGAUGAGUCCGCCGCAUACGCGCUGGACGAUGCCAUAUUAUUCGCACGCUUGCUGGCCCGCUAUCGAUCCGAGCCUUUGUCCGAGGUUUUCGAUGCGUACGAAGGCCUCCGUCGCGAAAAGAUCAACCAUGCAUUCAAAGAGUCCGGGCGCAUGUGGGAGCGGAAUCGGGACAUGGGUAUGCUGGAGAGUCGUCUCAAAGAAUGGAUGAUGCCGCUAUAUCUCCGAAGUCACCGAGAUGAACGCGAGGCUGCGUGGGAAUUUGACGCAGCUCAGAUUACUCUUCCUACUCCUGCGCCGAGUGACGACUUGCUGAUUCUGAUCCAUGGUCUGAUCAUGGUGGGAACAUUUUCAUCUGUACCAGCGGUUGACUUUGCUCGCUUGACUGACCCCAGAACGAAGUCAGAUGAACUGGCCAAAUUGAAAGAGGCUAUAUUUGUGGUCGGCUUCCUCUACUUGACGAACACUGGCCUGGAAAGUAUUAUUCAACGCACCCAUGAGGCCCUUCCGCGCCUCUUUAAUUUGCCCACGGGGGUGAAAGAAAAUUGUAAUAUGAUACAUUCACCCUCAUUCCUCGGCUACACCCGUCUCGGAGCUGAGACAACGGCCUCCAAGACCGAUCUUCGCGAGCAAUUUGAUUUCGGAACACCAGGAGUGAAAGAAUGGGCCAAGGGAGAUCCAUUUUGGCAACGAUUGGAAGGGCCAAAUCAGUACCCAGAUCAACCCGGCUCGCAACGCCUUGUUGAGGAUUAUAUCUGCCAAAUUGAUAGUUUGGCACAAGGAUUCAUGCAUUUAGUGGCGGAAUGUUUGUCCCUACCCACCGAUACCUUUGAUGACUUUAAGGGCAACAUGAGCCGGUUAAAGUUUGUAAAGUACCCACCGUCAACCGCUAAUUCCCAAGGGGUUGGACCUCAUAAGGAUUCUGCUGGUCUGUUCACGUUCCUUUCCCAGGACGAUACCGGUGGACUGCAGGUCUUGAAUAAAGACGGCGAGUGGAUUGAUGUUCCUCCGGAAGAGGGAAGUCUGGUGAUAAACAUUCAACAAGGAUUUGAAGCAAUCACUGGAGGAAUUUGUGCGGCUACUACACAUCGAGUCAUUGCGCCGACAUCAAAAACUCGAUAUAGCAUUCCGUUCUUUUUGGGUGUGCGAUUAGAUUUGACUCUUGAUCAGCUUAACGAGUCCGCAGCUCAUAUUGUGCGUUGCAUUCCUGUGUCAGAUGAUCAGAAGAAGCGGGCAGUCGAUGUUCCCAGUGAAUUCCUGUCUCCACUGUAUUCUUGUUUCGGUGAGGCUCACCUGAGAAAUCGCAUCUUGAGCCACCCCGAUGUCGGGCAGCAGUGGUACCCGGAGCUCUAUGCCAAGUACUCUCAGCAGAGUUUGGAAUGA
This is a messenger RNA of Penicillium pulvis, 2373 nucleotides long. RefSeq lists its product as uncharacterized. Lineage: Eukaryota; Fungi; Ascomycota; Eurotiomycetes; Eurotiales; Aspergillaceae. Bases 1 to 2373 code for a protein of 790 amino acids. Gene Ontology annotation, molecular function: FAD binding; monooxygenase activity. The record is from RefSeq and is a predicted model, not a curated record. The transcript has 8 exons.